Molecule: messenger RNA, 444 nt
Organism: Bathycoccus prasinos
Lineage: Eukaryota; Viridiplantae; Chlorophyta; Mamiellophyceae; Mamiellales; Bathycoccaceae
Exons: 1
Coding region: 1-444 (147 amino acids)
Source: RefSeq, a predicted model, not a curated record
AUGGCGCAUUCGAUCAGUUUCGGCAUCAAUUUAGCGGUGACGACGAACGUGUUCCAACUCGUUUGGCACCAAAACCGAAACGCAAUCAAAGGUGGUGGUAAUGGUAAUGGUGGCGGGAGCAACAAAACGACUUCAAAACGACCGGUUUUCUUGGUGUUUUGUUCGAUUCCUUUGAUCAUGUUGGAUAACGUGCGACACGUUUUGCAAGACGGCGAAAUGAUUGGAAAGUGGAGUUCUAUGUAUCGUAGCGACGAGAAGUGCUAUCAUCACGACUUUAGGUGUUUAUCGUUGGUCGGUUGGACGUGUCAAAUUGCCACGACGGUUGGCUUCGCUUUGCUUUUACUAGGCGUGUUGAUGAGCAGCGGCGCGUGGGUGAAGUUGAAACGAAGGUAUAGGGAGUUGAGAGGUACUCCUACGAGGAACGUUGGUAGUUCGAAUGCUUAA